AUGGUGUUGCCUGGUUCUGUCGUCCCAGAUUCCAACAAACGAAGUCGAUCACGCACAGCGCCAGCAAGGCCGGCCCCUCGAAGUGCCAGUCAAAGAGAUGCUGUCCUAAACAAUCGAACUGUCGAAAUCACGCCGGCAAAUCCCCAAACCUACAAAGGAUUCAACAGCGGUGAUGACGACAAUCCGAUUGAAAUCUAUGAUCACCUUCAGAUGACUGCCGAUUGGGACAAAGUACAACCAAUCAAUGAUGGCACAAUCAUUCAUCCUCCGGGACUCAGAUCUGCAUACUUGAAAAGCCCCACCUAUCGAGAGCGGACUUUGACUGAGGAGGCUCACUGGAAGACCAUCAUACCCGAGAUCUUCAAGUGUUUCAUGAUUUGUUCCCUCAAGACCGGACAAUGGAGUAACGAAGCGACUUGGAAUGAAGAUCUUAACCUUGAGUGUAAAUGUCCAGCUUGGAAGAAAGGUGUUGUACAGAUUGAUUCAGUGGACAUUACUAUGCGGUGGCUACUUCAGCGCUUGUCAACCAGCCACAGUCUCUACACUAAGAGCUGUCAAGUUUUGAAUGAAUUGAAAAAAGAUCCUAUGUAUACCGAUGAAUAUCUGACUCACCAGUGGAACCGGCAGCGAGAAUGCCAGCUCCAGGUACUGGUGAAAGAGAACUCUCAGGAAGCCAAUGACAAACUGGUGGCUCUGCGCCGCAAGCGUAGGAGAGAUAUGACAGUGGCUGAGAAACUGAAACUAACUCACUUAACUCAAACAAAAGAAAUGCUACAAACAGACAUUGAUGAACUAGCAGGUGAAUUGGGGGGAGAUCACUAUCGUGAUAUGCCAGGAUCUUCUAACAAUAAUCCUGCUCUGCUGCCCAACGAAUGGAUGGUCGGAGUCGUCCAGUCUACAAAACCAACAGCGAAAGAUAGGUUGUCCGAAAGUAAAUUAGUUUUACAGGCUCUGUAUUCACGGCUUAGUAGAAUGUAUACACGCUUGUGGAUUUUUUGGGGUGGAGGGAUGCAUGGACUUAUCAAUCGAACGCUAGCCUACAGUAGCUUGGAGGAGAUUGAGGAAGCAUCAAUAUUAACACAGUGGUCAGCGUUAGUUUCCAGAAGCAAGAUAGCCUGGAAGGCGAGCUCACGGGGUGAAAUCCUUGAUGCGGCUCCACUUGACAAAGGGGAGGAGACUGAGCAGCGUUUGAUGGAGUUUGAGGCUAUUGUUGAUGAAGAUGAGGUGGGAGGAUUGGCGGAUGAAGUAGGUGUUGGUGGUGAAGAAGAAAGUGAAGAGAUGCCUGGAGAUGAAGGGUUUGACAAUUGA
This is a messenger RNA of Melampsora larici-populina 98AG31, 1308 nucleotides long. RefSeq lists its product as uncharacterized. The transcript has 5 exons. The coding region runs from base 1 to 1308 and encodes 435 amino acids. The record is from RefSeq and is a predicted model, not a curated record. Lineage: Eukaryota; Fungi; Basidiomycota; Pucciniomycetes; Pucciniales; Melampsoraceae.